AUGACCUCAAUCUUCUCGCUGCCGCCAACAAUUCGUUGCGCCGUCGCUCUUUUCCUCCUCCCCUCGUCCAGCCACUUCCCAUCCAAAUCACCCAUUCAAACCCGUCACAAAUCCACCUCCUCGCACCACCCACGAAAAGUCCAAUACAUGCGAGCACCCUUCAGCUACGACGACUCCCUCAAACUGCUCUCCACCCUCCAAACCAACCGCGCCAUCCGCACCUCCCUAGACGCCACGACCGACAAGAACAAAGAUGCCAUCCCCGAAAUGCUCGAAUGGUUCCGCAAAGCCGGCUACGAACCAGCAGAUCUCGCGCGCAGCGGCAUCAAGUGCGUGCACGUGGCCGGCUCGAGUGGUAAGGGCAGCGUGUGCGCCAUGAUUGAGAAUCUGCUGGUCCAUCACCAGGACUACGAGGAUGUGGAUGCCGUGGCGAGCGAGCGGAUCCAAGGACAGCUGGAGAAGAUUGGGACGUAUACCUCCCCGCAUCUUGUGGAUGUGAGGGAACGGAUACGCAUUAAUGGGGCGCCUAUCUCGAAAGUGCUGUUCUUGAAGCAUUUCUCGGCGUUGUGGGAGCGGUUUGGGAGGGUGGCUGGGAAUCGCGAUUUUGAGGGCGUGGAACCGCUGGGUGAUGUAGAGGAGGUGCGGCCUGGGUAUUUUCGGUUUCUGACCAUUCUGGCGUUUCAGAUUUUUAUGGAGGAGGGGGUUAAGACGGCGGUUGUUGAGUGUGGGAUUGGGGGGGAAUAUGAUAGUACGAAUAUCUUGCCGACCGAGGCGGUUGCGGUCAGUGUGAUUACGAAGUUGGAAUUGGAUCAUGUGGGCAUGUUGGGGGAUACGAUUGAGGAUAUUGCGUGGCAUAAGGCGGGGAUUAUAAGGGCUGAACCUCCUGCGUUUACGGCUCCUCAGGUUCAGGGUGCGCUUGAGGUUGUGUUGAGAAGGGCAGCUGUCAUGGGUGCGGAUUUUGCUGUUACGCAUCGAUUGCCUGUGCUGGAAACAGAUACUAUCACGUUGGGUCUGUUAGGUGACUUUCAGAAAGACAACGCAAGUCUCGCCGUCGUAGCAGCUGCUGCAUUUCUCCGAGACAUCGGCGUCGACGCAGAAUCUCUACCCACACCCGACGAAAUAGCCGACGGUGACCCCCUCCCCGACCGUUUCGUCCGCGGCCUCGAAACAGUAAGCUGGCCCGGCCGCUGCGAAAUCUACAAAAACGGCAACCUAGAAUGGUGUCUAGACGGCGCGCACACCGACGAAGGCAUGCGCGCCGUCGCCAAAUGGUUCCGCGGCAAGAUGGACGCCGCCUACGCCGAAACCGACACGGCAACCAUGCUCAUCUUCAACCAGGACGAGCGCGACGGCAAUGCCCUCCUCUGCACCCUCAUCGAGGCCCUCACGGAUCUCGAAGAGGGCGCCGUGCAUUACUCCCGCAUGUUCAAGUUCGCGGCGUUUUGUCCGAAUGAGGCAUUUCCUGUGGCGAAGGGCGAGGAGGAGAGGGAUCUAAGUAAACAGCAGAAGUUGUUGAGGACGUAUAUGAAUAUGGAUCGGAAUGCCGUCGCGGCGGUUUAUAGUAGUGUGGGUGAGGCGGUUCAUGCUGCGGUCCGCGUGUCGGAUCGCACGAAGCAGAGGGCGUUGGUGCUUGUUACGGGGAGUUUGCAUUUGGUGGGUGCGUGGAUUGAGAAUGUGCCUGAGAAACAUAGGUUGCGUUCGGGGAAGUGA
Molecule: messenger RNA, 1710 nt
Organism: Glarea lozoyensis ATCC 20868
Lineage: Eukaryota; Fungi; Ascomycota; Leotiomycetes; Helotiales; Helotiaceae
Product: MurD-like peptide ligase, catalytic
Exons: 1
Coding region: 1-1710 (569 amino acids)
Biological process (GO): tetrahydrofolylpolyglutamate biosynthetic process
Cellular component (GO): mitochondrion; cytoplasm; cytosol
Molecular function (GO): ATP binding; tetrahydrofolylpolyglutamate synthase activity
Source: RefSeq, a predicted model, not a curated record